UGAACUUCAUCAUUUAAGUAUAAAACGUUCAAUACAAGUAUUACGUUUUAAUAAUUUUAAUCCAUUUUAUAUAAAACGACGUCCAAAUUCCGAUGAUAAAAAUAAUAUUGAUGAAAUAAUGUAUUGGUCUAAUCAUCGUUUUAUGGAAUGGUUAAGAUCAAUUGAUCUAUCAGAAUAUGCACCAAACUUACGUGGAUCUGGUGUUUGUGGUGCUCUUAUCGUAAGAAAAUUUCAUCUAGUUUUUUUUUUCUUUAUACAAGAGAAAUAG
Molecule: messenger RNA, 268 nt
Organism: Rotaria sp. Silwood2
Lineage: Eukaryota; Metazoa; Rotifera; Eurotatoria; Philodinida; Philodinidae
Source: the annotation of a GenBank genome assembly